This is a messenger RNA of Aspergillus pseudonomiae, 1217 nucleotides long. RefSeq lists its product as uncharacterized. The transcript has a single exon. The coding region runs from base 286 to 915 and encodes 209 amino acids. The record is from RefSeq and is a predicted model, not a curated record. Lineage: Eukaryota; Fungi; Ascomycota; Eurotiomycetes; Eurotiales; Aspergillaceae.
AUGAUAUGGAAUGUUCUUAAGGAUUGUGAGGCCACUGAUCGCCGAGACAAGGUUUAUGCGUUACUAAACAUGGGUUCUGACAAUAAUGCUUCGUAAUCUCUAUUGCCCGACUGUAGCUUGCGGUGGAAAGAUGUGUUUGAUCGACUCAUCAGGUUCUAUGUUAGCGAGCAAGUGUGUGUACAGACCUGGGAUGAUGGAGACGUUGCGGUGAUUAAAGGCAAAGGUUGUGUUCUGGGCGUGGUAAGCACGGGAGUACGUUAUGACCACAUAUCGUACAGUAUACGGAUGACAGCCAUGCAUUUGCAGGGAUGGUACUUCCGAGGCCUGCCGCCGUUGACCAAGGAGCGCGAUAUCGUCUGCCUUUUGCAAGGAGCAUCUGAGGCUACGAUCAUAAGGGCAUAUGUUGACUACUGUGCCGUUGUGGCAAUCGGAUUCAUCCCUAAGCAUGCAUCUCCAUCAUCGGGGUCUAGUCCCAUGAUGAGUUGGGAAGUACUGGAUAAGUGGCAUGAUAUCCUACAGUCGGUAACCGUAUAUCCUCGCGAUUUCCUCCUUGUAUGGGAUCGGCAAAAGCCCUGGAGGGAUAGCGAAGACAGCAAAUGGCUUGAGGAUAAUCGAAUACCAAAGUAUGCCAAGAAGCAGUUAGAGGGUCAGCUAUCCAAGCUUGACAGAUUACAACAUCUUGGACCGAUAUUACUUGACUCGCCUAAGCUCGAUCAGGCAUUAUACCUAGACAUGAAAAGAGAGCAAGAGGUUCAAAAAACAGAACGAGCGCUCGCGGCUGCGGAUGGGAUUUUAGGGAGGGAUACCUGGCUCGGCUUUGUCAUUAAAGUGUUCCAAACAUUCGAAAGUUGUCUUUCUCGCGUUGGAAGAUGCAUCGCUAAGAAUCGGUGGCAGAGUUUCUCAAUACAGGCUUAAUCUUGUUCAAGGCGAUAUCGGAAGCAGUCUGGCGCAUGCCUUAUAUGUAAGCCUUAUUGCGUUAAUGGUAUUGAGAUUUUAUGCGAAGCAGAAUAAAGGGUUGGCUAAAACUCUUUCUAUGAGGUCAUAUGUCAUUGGAUUGUAAUAUCAUCGACAUGGCGGCUACAGUGUGAGGGGUUUGAGAAAGCUAGUAUGGGCUAUAUGGGAGUUUAAUACCAGAGACAAUAUGGUGAGCCUAUGUCACUUAUUAUUUUCUAAGUCGCGAAAGGGCCAGUGCCUCUACAUGUGUAUGUAGCUGUUAU